AUGGAAGAUGCCCCGGCAGAAGAGGCCUUUGAAGAGGAGCUGCUGCCGGAAGAGUCGCUCGAGAACGAAGAGGCUCCCAUGGACGGCAGUUUCGACGAGCUGCCGGAAGAGGGCGAGGAGCUUCUCGAAGAAGCAGCGGGCGAAGCAGAUGCCGAUGCCGAUGCCGGCGCAGAGACCUUCGAAGAGCUCGAAGGGGGCGAGGCUGAAGUGCCUGAGGAGGCGCCGAAGUGGCUUAAAGACGCUUUCCAGCCGCGGCGGGAAGGCAGGCUUGCUCUCUGCCUGCGACAGAAGCUGAAAGACGACAGCGAUGCUCAGCUCUUUUGCGCCGAGCUCGACCGACGAAUAGAGGAGGCGGCGGAAAAGGCAGAAACCCUCAAGUUCGAAGACUUCGACAUCUCGCAGAAUGCCAUUCCGACGGAGCACUUAGAGACAAUGUUUAACAGCAUCUCCUCGCCCUCCAUUCACAUCGAACGUUUGCGAGCCUUUGGCAUCGCCACUUUCGAUGACACAGCUGCGAUCUUGCUAUCUGGGUGGCUGCAAGGGGUCACCUCCUCGAAUGUUCCGCACGAGAUGCACCUCAGUGAUUGCGCGCUGACAGCUGUGGGCUUCCGCGCCAUCAUGGAUGCACUGACCGACAAUGACGUUUUUCCUGCAACGGACCCUCGCAACCCGCAGCGCGGGCAGCUGCCAAUUUACAUGCGAGUGGAGGGCAACUACAUCGAGUCUUCUGCCCUUAAGACUGCGGUGGAAAACGGUGUGGCGAUCACCUUCACCAAGAACGGCGGCAUGGGCCACUCCGACACGGCGAAGUGUCGGUUGCUGGUCCGAAGCGAAGACCACUCCUUCGCGCAGAAGGAGGGUGAGCCGCCGGCGCCCGAAGAUGCCGCGCCACCGAAGCCCGUUCGAGAGAAGGGCAAAGGUGGCAAAGGCAAGGGCGCGAAGGGCAAAUCGAAGGAGAAGGGCUGGAAGGGGAACAGCAGCGGCAAGGGCAAAGGCUCUGGCCAGACUAUGUCCAAGGGCUCUGCUAGUGGAGUCAAGGGCAAGACGGCCUCAAAGUCGCAGGCCCAUCGGUCCUGGCAGGCCCACGACAAGUCCGACUGGAAACCCAAGGGCAAGGCAGAUUCCUACAAUAGAGACGAGCAGUGGUCUCCCCGACGGGUUUACAAGGACUCCGAGCGAGAUGGUUACAAGUCCAAGCAGGACCAGUACAGGAACGGCCAGUCAAAGCAGGGCUCAAAUCAAGGCUCCAGCUCAAAGUGGAGCAACUGGGAGGAGAAGGACAAGUGGAAGAACAACUGGAAGGACAACGCCCCAUCGUGGAAGAAAGAUGACUGGAAGAAGGAUGACUGGAAGAAGGAGGACUGGAAAAAGGACGACUGGAAAAAGGAUGAUUGGAAGAAGGAUGACUGGAAGAAAGAUAGCUGGAAGAAAGAUGGCUGGGAGUCCAAAAGCAGCUCUUGGUCCAAGGAUGACCAGUGGAAGUCCCGAGACGACAGCUCCAGCGGCAAAAGCGCAGGGAAAGGCACAGCCGGCAAGGGCAAGUCAAAGUCUGGUUCUGCUCGUCCAGCACUUCCGGCGCCGACGAAGCUCGCAAACCCCUCCACGAGGAAGAGCAGCAUCAGCGAGGAGGAGCGCAGCCAGCGCUUCUCUGGAGCCAAAGGCAAAAGCAAGGGGAAAGGCUCUUCCAAGUCCGCAUCCACGAGCUUCCGAGAGCCAGCUGGCCAGCAGGUUCGGAAACGCGAGUACGAUUCCGACCCUGGGGGCCCUGCGAAGCGAGCGAGGACUGGCCCCGCGCCGUCCACCGGUAAGGGUGGCAAGGACGGAAAAGGCAGCAAGGGUGGCAAGGAAGGCAAAGGCAAGGGUGGCAAGAGCGGCAAGGGCAAGAGUGGCAAGUCGGAUAAGCUGCCGGAGGGUUGGGAGGAGCACUGGAGCGAGCAGUAUUCUCAGCCCUUCUUCUGGAAUACGACGACUGGAGACUCGACUUGGGAGCGGCCCAAAGCCUGA
Symbiodinium sp. CCMP2592 is the source of this 2004-nucleotide messenger RNA. The record is from the annotation of a GenBank genome assembly. NCBI's taxonomy places the organism in Eukaryota, Dinophyceae, Suessiales, Symbiodiniaceae.